UAAUUUCUAAUCCACUGGUGCCUGACGUGCUCUUGCGAGUCGAAAAAUGUCGCAGCAACGCGCCACAGAACAUAAUAACAACGAUGUGAUUGACGUGGACGACGACGACGAGGAUGAGGACGUGCAAUUUGUGGGAAUCGUCCGCCCCAUGACCACCAUUGAUCUCUGCCUGUCGCCUUCGACUUCCGCGGCGGCUGCAGCUGCCGCUGCAGGAGGAACUUUAGCAAGAGCUUCCGGAGGUGCUCCUCAUCAAGAUCCUUCAUCUCCUGCUGUGACCACACCCCCAGGUGUUGUCUCAGCCCCUACAACGCCAGAUGCAGCUGGCAAAAGCAUCAACGUGGAAGCAGCAACAACUACUUCUGGCGAGGAUUCCUCAUUACCAUUAGCUGCUGCUGGUGCCCUGGAGUGCCCCAUCUGCUUGCAAACCUGCAUCCAUCCAGCACGUCUCCCCUGUGGCCACAUCUUUUGUUUCUUGUGUGUUAAGGGUGUUGCCUAUAAGAAUCGACGCUGUGCAAUGUGCCGCCGCGAGAUCCCCGCCGAAUUCCUGGACCAUCCACAACUGGUUAAUGGCAUCGAGGACAUCUGCACCACGCGAGCUACGGAAGACGGAUACCAAUGGUACUAUGAGGGUAGGAACGGUUGGUGGCAAUAUGAUGAUCGUACUAGUCAGGACAUCGAGGAGGCCUUCAAGAAGGGCGACAAGUCAUGCACUAUCCUGGUGGCCGGCUAUGUCUACAUAGUGGACUUGGAGCAGCUCGUACAGCAACGCCAAAACGAACCCACUCGUUGUCGCAGAGUUAAGCGGGAUCUGGCCACCAUACCUAAGAAGGGGGUGGCCGGUCUCCGCAUCGAGGGCAAUCAGGUGACCAGUGACACCGUCUUCAGUAGGACAACCAGCACAGCCUCUCCAGCCACCGUGGCAGCAGCUGCCUAGUUUAUAUCGACGAUUGCAGCAACGGAUGCGGCCAUUAGGAUUGCUAGCGACAUCAUCGGAUCCACGCUGGCACAUGCGGAUGAGCUCACUCGAGGAUUGACGGCCAGCAACAUUAGCGAUGACCCCAGCAGCAGCAGCAGCAGCAGCGGUGAGCAAACCAAUUCCACAAAUCCGCAGAUAGCAGGCCGCUCGCCUGUCUCGCCGUCCUCAAGAUCGAUGCAGGACCUCAUCACACAGGACUUGAGAAAUACCCAACAGGUGAUUGCCCACAAUCAGCAUACCAUAGAUCUCUUCGAGCAGGCCUUGAACGACUUCCAGGCAUUAACUAUGCGCAACUACGUGGACACUAGCGAUGAGGAAGAUGAAAACGGAGCUCAGGAUCAGGAGCAGGAGCGAGAGCAGUUGGAGGCAGGCGAGCAGCCAAAGUCCACCGAUAAACACCAGGGAUACUAGAUAUUACAUCCAAUUGGCAGCUUAGCCCCUUAGCUUAAACCUGAAGAAAAGAUCAAUGUUCCUUUUAGCAGAUUUCACU
Drosophila serrata is the source of this 1466-nucleotide messenger RNA. RefSeq names its product Ring finger protein 146 (gene Rnf146). Gene Ontology annotation, molecular function: zinc ion binding; ubiquitin protein ligase activity; poly-ADP-D-ribose binding. Gene Ontology annotation, biological process: Wnt signaling pathway; ubiquitin-dependent protein catabolic process. Gene Ontology annotation, cellular component: cytoplasm; nucleus. The record is from RefSeq and is a predicted model, not a curated record. Lineage: Eukaryota; Metazoa; Arthropoda; Insecta; Diptera; Drosophilidae.